Messenger RNA from Anolis carolinensis (green anole), 10203 nucleotides. It is a transcript of the gene slc7a11, whose product is annotated as solute carrier family 7 member 11. Gene Ontology annotation, molecular function: L-amino acid transmembrane transporter activity. The record is from RefSeq and is a predicted model, not a curated record. Lineage: Eukaryota; Metazoa; Chordata; Lepidosauria; Squamata; Anolidae. Gene Ontology annotation, cellular component: membrane. The transcript has 12 exons. The coding region runs from base 723 to 2234 and encodes 503 amino acids. Gene Ontology annotation, biological process: amino acid transmembrane transport.
CUCCCUACAGUUAAGGGAACUGAAUUUCUUUCUUUGAAGUGCAAGCAGAUUUUUUAUAAAGACAAACAAAAAUUAAACAGACAUGACACAUUUUAUUUGCUCUGUUUUCUCCUCUUUGUAGUCCAGCAUUUAUAAGGUGCACUGCUCUGUGUUGGAAAAGAGACUUUUGUUUCUCAAUGAGAUUCUUUCAUUGUUUGGGAGUGUGGCAAUGUAGUAAACCUUUCCACGAAGGAUUGGUUAGGGGGAUUUAUUUCCCCCUUUCUCAAGUUGUGCAACAUCCUGCUACUGUAGGAAAGAGGAAAAAGUGCUGAGUAACGCUAGAGUCGGAGCCUACUCCUAUGGCUGAUGCAAACCUGGAGAAUUUGCAUCAUCAUUCAGCAAGAGUAACUUGGUAUGACAGGCGAGCUUAAAUACAAGACCAUGCGGAAGCUGAGCCGGCUUCCAAUGACAGAGCAGCAUAAAGGUGGCUGGGAGAAAGGGCAGGUGUUCCUGAGUAGUGUUUAGACAGCCGUCCAAAGUAAAAGACACUUGAAGAGUUUGAUACUUGUUGGCACAAGUGGGUUGAAAGUGCUGCAGGCAGUUGGUGUGUGCUCGUGCAUGUGUGUGUUUGUAAAGCAGUUAGCUAGACAAAAGGAGGGAGAGAGGAAAGAAGGACCCGAGGUGGCUUUCUGUUCAGAGAGUUUUUCAAAGUUCUCAGCUUGGUGUGUGGGCAACACCAAAACAUGUUUAGGAAGUCUCCUGUGCCGACAAUCUCGAAUGGCAGCUACCUGCAGGGGCAUUCAAAUGGCACGUUGCCCUCUGGCUUACACACCAAGGCGGCCCAGGGAGAGAAAGUGGUGCUGAAGAAGAAAGUGACUUUGCUGAGAGGGAUAUCCAUUAUAAUUGGCACUAUCAUUGGAGCAGGGAUCUUUAUAUCUCCCAAAGGAAUCCUCGAGCACACAGGCAGUGUGGGCUUAUCUUUGACGGUCUGGACUGUCUGUGGCAUCCUGUCACUCUUUGGUGCUCUCUGUUAUGCUGAACUGGGCACAAGUAUCAAGAAGUCUGGUGGACACUACACUUAUAUCCUCGAAGCCUUUGGUCCAUUGCCUGCGUUCGUAAGAGUUUGGGUUGAACUGCUCAUCAUACGACCUGCUGCCACAGCAGUCAUAUCAUUGGCAUUUGGACGCUAUCUGUUGGAACCAUUUUUUAUGCAGUGUGAAAUCCCAGACCUUGCAGUUAAACUGAUUACAGCUGUGGGAAUCACAAUUGUCAUGGUCCUGAAUAGCAUGAGUGUCAGCUGGAGUGCCCGCAUCCAGAUUUUCCUAACCUUCUGCAAGCUCGCAGCAAUUUUGAUAAUUAUAGUCCCUGGAGUUAUGCAGCUAAUUAAAGGAGAAACUCAGCACUUUAAAGAUGCAUUUGUGGGAAAUGCAGCUAGCGUCAAAGGACUGCCUCUUGCUUUUUAUUCUGGAAUGUAUGCCUACUCAGGCUGGUUUUAUCUCAAUUUUGUCACUGAAGAAGUGGAAAACCCUGAAAGAAAUGUACCACUUGCCAUUUGCACUUCAAUGGUUAUUGUCACAGUUGGAUAUGUUUUAACCAAUGUGGCCUACUUCACAACUCUCAGCCCUGAAGACCUAUUAAUUUCCAAGGCAGUGGCAGUGACAUUUGCUGAACGUUUAAUGGGAAGUUUUUCCUCCGCUGUUCCCAUUUUUGUUGCACUCUCUUGCUUUGGGUCUAUGAAUGGUGGCAUCUUUGCUGUCUCCAGGAUGUUCUACGUGGCAUCCCGCGAGGGUCACCUUCCAGAAAUUCUCUCCAUGAUUCAUGUUCGCAAGCACACUCCUCUACCAGCUGUCAUUGUUUUGCACCCUUUGACUAUGAUCAUGCUUUUCACCAGUGAUCUCUACAGCCUUUUGAACUUCCUCAGUUUUGCAAGGUGGCUUUUUAUAGGAUUGGCUGUUGCUGGGAUGAUUUAUCUCCGAUAUAAACGCCCUGAUAUGCCUCGUCCUUUUAAGGUGCCACUCUUUAUUCCUGCUCUGUUUUCCUUCACCUGCCUCUUCAUGGUUGCAUUGUCACUUUAUGCUGACCCUGUCAAUACAGGCAUUGGCUUUGCAAUCACACUGACUGGUGUUCCUGCCUACUACCUCUUUAUCAUAUGGGACAAGAAGCCAGCAUGGUUUAAGCAGCUCUUAGACAGAAUAACAUCAACUUUGCAAAUAAUUUUGGAAGUUGUGCCAACAGAGGAGAAUUCAAGAUCAUGAUAUUUUGCUGCUGGAAAAAACGGUGUUCAGCAAACAUCCAGAAUCUUCAUCAUCUGAGGAAAAUGCUCUCUCAACUUUUCUGGAAAACAUGGAAAAUAAUGAGCAUCAGUUUUAAACAGAUACUUGAUAAGAACUAUAUAUGGAACUGUUUUAUGGUGUCAAAGGUUUUUAUAUGUGGUCAUCCAAUACUAUAGAUAUAGGCAAUGGCCUUGAAUGGAGAAGCUAUAAAAUCUUUGUGGAACAAAGUGUACCUUUUCCUUUUAUGAGGCCAGAGACAAUGUGAUAUUUACAAUAUUAUGUCAUACAAGGAAUCUAGUUUUCCACAUUGAUGAAUUUUAUUAUACUGUAAAAGAACAUUUGUUUUAAAAAUGUUCAAGAUAACUCAAAGUAAGGUGGGUGAUGUGUGCAUUUGUGUAUUGAGUCUGAAGAAAGCAGGAGUAAAAAUGUAAUAUCAUUGCAAAAGUACUCCUUCCCUUUUCAUUAUCACUCUUUUCUGUUUCAUUGAGAACACUUUGGCACAGAAAUGUCUGCACUCCAUUUAGCUUCCCAAUUGUUGGAUGUAUGAAAAAGGGCACACGGAUAUUUUAGGUAAACAGCAAUAGAUGCACAGAGAGGUGCCAUCUUUAUGACCAGUGCUGACAUAGCUAUAGCAACAUCCAACAUGAUAUAACUUGAAUAAGUUUGUGCCAUUGUACUAUCUCUGUUAUAAAUCAACAUGGAUAUGGAUAUCAUACAUUGUGUCAGGUGUACUGGACUGUGCUGAUAGGGUUCUUUCAUAUGAUGCAUGUAGCUCACCCUGCCUCAUUCAUAUAGCUUUAGCUAUUGUGGAGUGGGGAAAAAGACAUUGUCUUCCACCUGUAACUAGGAAUGUGAAACACCUCUAGUUGCAUUCUUCCAAAAUCUAACCUGCCUUGGUUUUUUUCUUCAUUUUACAUGUUUUGUCUGAUGUAUGCAUUUUAUCCACUGUUAAAGGAUAUUUGCAUUCCAUUUUAGCCAUUCAUAUUUAAAAAUAUGUGCAUUGUUUUGUGUGCAAUUUAUUUUUCUGAAAUGGUCAAUAAGCUUUGCAGUUUGGUGAAUCCUUGAGGUGUGUCUCUUCAUGCAAUGAGGCUUAGAAGGUAUUAAAAAGCUACUUUUUUGAGGCUGUCAAAUGUAGCAGUUCACCCCAUCUUUACUUCCCUGUAACCUUCUCAUGUUUUCAUGGAGGUGCUGUGUUUUUCUUUCCACAAAAAAUCAAAAACAAAAACUAAACUCCACAACGAAGAAAAACAUCAGAAGAGUUACACAGUAUUUUGAUUUGUAUCAGCAAAUCAUUUGGAAAUCUUGAAUGUUUGGUGAUACCAUUUUGAUGACUGAAAUAAUUUAUUUUUUAAAGCUUGCCCCAGUGCUUUUGUGCCCUACUUCAUGUUUGUAGCCUAAACACUAGGUUAGUGUUGUUUCAAAAAAAGCAGCUAUAAAAGCAUAAGAAGAGCUGUGAUGGGUCAGACCAAUGACCUGGCUGGUCUAAUGUUCUUUUUGCAUUGUAACCAGCAAAUGAUUAUGGAAAACCAGAAUGUAGAAUGAGUGCAAUAUUCUUUAGCAAUUGGUAUACAGAGGAUGCAUGAUAUCCCUGAAACUGAAGGCAAUAUAUCAACUCUCAGAUAAGGUUUAUCUCCAUGAUCUCCCAGUUGUACCAGAUUAGAGUAUGUGGUUAUCUUUAAUUGAUUUGGGCUGUAUGAGCGCAACUGUGUGAGAUAGUUCAUGUUACCAGCACACUUCAUGUCACUAGCACAACACCAAUAUAUUAUUGCUGCAUGGUGUAAUACCUUAACCAAAAUGUAGACUAGAAACCCAUAGAAUUUGGACCAUAGGAGACAUUAAUUUUUUUAGUACAAUUUUUUAAAAGUGUGGUAAUGUAUCUUAAUAGCAAAUUACUAUGGAAUGUGCAUUCAUUUUGGAGACAAGAGCAUUUUCCAAUCCUAUGAAUGGCAAUUUUAAAAGUUGGUUUUUUUGAAUGCCACGGUUUUGAAAUUUGUACCCAGAAUGCAAAAAGCCACCCAAUUAACUGUAUGUCUCUAGUGUGGCUUUGAAAGUGCCAUUGCUCCACGGUAAAUUGCUUUUGAAUGGUAUGUUUUUAAAAAGUAAUUUGUGCUAGGAUGUGGGAUUCUGUUUUUCCUAAGGAAAAAAGCCAAAAAAGAAAAGAAAAGGAGAAGAAAAAGAAAAAAAACCCAUUAGGUGGCUACAAGCAUCUGCGCUUAUAGCUUUAGAAGCACUCUUGUGUUUUGCUGUAGGAAAUUAUUUAUAUACUGUACACUAAAGAAAAUGUGUCCCCAUAAUUUCUCCUUUAUCAUAUAAUAUAUGCUUUUUACAUAUUAAAUUUUUAAAAUCUCUAAAGCAAGUAGCCAUUAUUAUGUGACAAAUUGUAUUUUGUGUGAAGCAGAGGACAUUUUUAAAUUCUGUUACAUGGUAAAGCUUGCUAUUUCAGUAGCUACCUCAUGACAAGAUAAAAAAAAAGCUGAGAAUAAGAUGCGACUUUGACUUGCUGAUCCUGACAUUUUUUUUAUCUUGCCUGGUCAUAAAUUUGUGCCAUCAUCAUACUUACAUCACUGGGAUGCAUGGCUAUGGAAAGGAUACUCUUUGCUAAGCUCCUUCUCCAAUCAGCACAGUUUGGAGAUAGAUCUGCAAAUCCUUCCAGUUACCUUGGAGUUUCCUUGACUGGGCUUGCAUGCUAUACUAAGCCAAGCUUCCUUAGGAAUCCAAGUUUAUUGUUUACAAGCGGUGUGCUAGUACAUGCUACUUGUUAAUUCUUGACACAUCUAAGCAAAACAUAGAUAUCCCAUUUAUAGUUUGCUAAACCUAAUACUCUUGCCUUGCUUCUCCCUGACAAGCCAGAGAAAGAAACCAACAAAGCCACAGGUUAUUUCAUGGCUUUAUGCCUACUCCAAAUUUUAUGAUGACUAUCUGUCAAUAGAAGCUUAAUGGUUUAUUUAACUGGUCCUGGAUUGGAUUGAUUGUGGGUCAAUCCUUCCCAAACUCUGCCAGUAUUCAAAGUUGACCAUAUUGGGUCUGUGUACCAAGUGUGGUCUAGAUCUAUCGUUGGCUGGUCAUCGCCUGGCUGCAGUGCUCUCUGGAUGGGGGUGAACUGCUUCAACUCCCAGAUUACAGGGGCAAUUGUCCCAAAACUUCUGCCAGUAUCCACAACAGGCAAUGUUGAGUCUGUGUGCCAAGUUUGGUCCACAUCUGUCGUUGGCUGGGUUCACUGCUCUUUGGAAGCAUGUGAACUACAACUCCCAAAAUCAAGGCCCAUCCCCACAAACCCUUGUAGUAUGGUCAGUUGGUCAUGAGGCUUCUCUGUGCAAAGUUUGGUCCCGGUCUAUUGUUGGUGUGGGCCACUGUUUCUCUGGAUGUAGAUGAUCUAUAACUCCCUUUUCCCCAAACUUGUCCAAUAUGUUCUUUUGGUUAUGGGGAAUCUGUGUGCCAAGUUUGGUCCUGGUCCAUCAUCGGAGGGGUUCGGAGUGCUAAUUCAUUGCAGGUGAACUACAAAUCCUAGUACCUACUACUCCCAAAUGUCCAGGCCAGUUCCCCUCAAAAUCCACCAGUAUUCAAAUCUGGGCACAUGGGGUAUGCAUGGCAAGUUUGGUCCAGACCCAUCAUUGUCUGGGUUUAUAGUAUUCUAGGUGUAGGUGAACUACAACUCCUCUAAAUUCCCCAGUAGGAGUCACAGUGCUCUGACUUGAUGCAGGGUGAACUACAGCUUCCACCAUGUGGAGUCAAUCCCCCAAACUCCUCCUCUGCUGUGUUUGUUCUGCAGACAGAUUUGAAAGGGAAGGGCAGUAGGCAGGGUCAUGCAAAUUCCACACCAAUGGAGAACCCUGGGAUGCCUGCCUGUGGUGGAGAAACAUGCAAAAUCUAGGAUGAAAUGGUCCCCAAAUGAAAGCAUUUCAUGGGUGGUGGUUCGUAGUGUUUGGGAAGGACAUUGGCAGGGGUUGGGCUACAUGUUCAUGGAGCUCACUGUAACCACAAUAUCAGUGGACGGGAGUGACUUGGUGGCUCCUCAGCACUGGGAACUAUAGCCAGUUGUGGAGGUUGGAGGCUGUCUGUGUGAACAGACACCUGUGCCACAUACACACAUACAGGUUUUCACUUUUAUUAUGGAUAUAGAUAUAGAUUUGAAUGCGUCAGGUGGCAUUUUCCCUAUUUAAUGUGUUCCUUUAGUUUCAAAAAAGCAAACACCUUCUCUACUGUAUGUCUUUUAAUCUAAGUAUUAAAGUAUUAAAAUGGACAAUGAUCCCAAUUGGUGUUUCAUAAUGUCAACAACAUGGUGAUACGUUUCUCGUUUUCUGAAGUUUCUUGGUUUUCCUUUUUCCUUUUUUUGUUUUGUUUUUCAUUUGGAAGCAUAACAUUUAAAAAUGUUUUAGACAUCACUUUUUUUAGUAAGAUUAGUGCCCCCCUAGCAGGCACUGGGCCCUUAGAGAAAUUGCCUCCCUCAUUAAUUGUGCCAGUUUCACAUUCUGUGCGCCAUGAAUAAAUUUAUAAAGUAAUAGUACGACUUUUAGAAAAACACAUGGGAGAUGUAUUAUUCUAAUUAAUAAUUCCAUGGCAUGAAUAUUUACAAUCAUGAUAAUAAUAUAAACCUAUAUUAAUGAGAUACCCACAAUCUGAUAUAACUAGGACAGCAGGUUCGAUAGGGAGUAAACAAUGCUUUAUGUAAGACCAAUGGUUAUUGUUAGGCAGUGUACCAGAGAGAUGAAUCCAAAGGGCUCUAACAUGGUGUGAAGUGAACACAACUCAAGUUUUAGAUUGGGGAUUGUGCUGUAGCCAUAAUGUAGCUUCCAUACGGGAUAAAAUAUUAUUGUCUAUGCAUUGUAUACAAAACAUUUAUGCAAACUUCUCUUUUGGCCCCAUUUUCCUUUUAUUUCAGCAGAGCUUCCUGUUAGUCCCAGCAAUCUCCCUGGGAGAGACUUGAGUGUGGGCAAUGCUUGUCAGGCGGUCAAUACUCUUCUCUCCCUGCCAUUCCUCUGCUUAAAAUUGCUUCUACUGGUUUGACAGACCCAUAGUUCUGCUGUCCAUCUCUAGUUAAAAGCUAUAUAUGUGAGUGCAGACUUAAUUAAAUACAUUCAUGCAGAACUACAGGAAGAGGUAUCUAUCUACCAUUUGUAUCAACAAGACCUUAGAGCCCAAUCUGCUAGAAAUGCUUAUGGCAGAAACGAAUCCUGCAAGUUCUAUCCAUCUCCAUUUAUCACCUACUGUAUCUAUUCUCAGCUGCCUUACACAUUUUGUAGUGUUGGUCCUGAGCACAGCUAAAAUAAUCUGAUGCUGUCACUACGUUUACUAUUGCUGAUUCAGCCAUGUAAAAUAAUGUGCCAUCAACAGUAAGCAACACAAUAUAUUAUGCUUAUCUUUACUCACGUGCAAUAGUAUGAGAAUUGGUAAAAUGAUGACUGGUGUAUGUUAAAUUGCUGCAAAUUAAACUAACUUUUGCAUAGGUAAGUAGUGAGGAAAAUGUAACAUUCAGAUGCUAUUAGGUUACAACUUCCAGCAUUCUUCACAAUUGUUUCAGCUGUCUAGGUCUAAUGGGUUUUGGUCCAGGCACAUCUGGAGUGUUGCACUUUGCCCACUUUAGCAUAGGACAGAGGACAUACACUGGUCACAGUCACAUAGUUCUAAGUGUGGUGCUGUAAAUGUAAGGCAAAAGUUUAAUAAUAGGCAAUAUAUGAUAAAUGGACUUUUGUGGUGUACACCUAUACUCUUAGUGCUCCUAAGUUAAUGCACAGGACUGCUCCUGAAACAUAGACAGGUUUGUGUAUUUUAAAUAAGCUACAGGUCAGUUUACAUUUUGAUUCAAGGGACAUGUACUUUGAAGGUAAUUCCACUAUUUUUGACAGAAUAUUUUUAAUUGAGACUUGCACUAGUUUCUGGUUUUCAACUAUAGUGAGUCCUUGGAAUCCAGUAGGAUUUGGUUCCAGCACCCUCCCCUCCGUAGAUAUCAAAAUUCUCAAAUUGCACUAUAUCCAUUGGUGUAAUCAAAUGGUGCCACCUAUAUAAAAUAUGAAAAUAAAAUUUGGUUUUUGGAAUUUAAAAAAAGAAUGUUUUCAAACUGUGAAUGAUUGAAUCAGUGGAUUCAGAAUAUGUGGGCUCAGAGGGCCAACUGUAAGCAUCCUAUCAUUUAUACUUUAAAUAGAAGGAGUUAAACUUCAGUAUUAAUCCAAACAUGAGCACCAGCCCCCAGAGACUAGACUUAAUGUCAGGGGAAAACCUUUACCUUUACUAUUAAUCCAAACAAAGCCAGUCAAUUUAUUGAAAUGUGACAUGUUUCUCAACACCAAAAUUUGUUCAAUUGAUUUCAAUGACUCUGUUCUGGUUGAGCCUGAAAUCCCCUGAUAUCAGGAAUGGAAAACUUAGAUUUUUUCAAUUCCAUUGUGUUCAUUUAUAUUUCACCAUUACUGAAUUUUCAUCACAUUGAGAGGAGCUUAAGAGAAUGAGGCAGGGAAGAUAAUUUUAUCAGUAAAUAAACUAUCUGCUCUUGGUCAUCAUAUUAUUGACUGACUGUCAUGUGUCUAAAUUACACAGUGGAAAGUGAACUUUGGAAAUGUUUGCUUACCUAAUUAUGAAAUAAAAUCAAUGGUCUACACGUAUCAUAUGACCAGCAAGUUCAACACCAAGUCAUGUUUUUUUAAAGCUAUUUUAAUUUUUUAAAAGAAAAUUAGUCAUGGAAAAUCCACAAUGAAACCAAAAUGAUUUUAAAAACAGUGUCCAUCUGACAGUAUUGAAAUAUGCUAAUAUUUUUAAAGUGAUCUUACCAGUAACUGGACAAGAUGCUAUAAGGAGAAUGCUUACUUUUUUAUGGACAUAAUGUUCAUAGGACAUAUUGUAAACCAAUAUCAAUCAGCUUAUUAACAAGGCAUCAUAUUAUUGAAGGCAAGAACAAUAUGUUUGAAUAGAGAACUUUUAUACACUGACAUCUCACUAACCAUGUUUCUACUUUUUAAAAAUGCAUCUUAUGAACUCUCAGCAGCCCCUUAUAUUGCCCCUUUCAAACAAUUUCAUUAUCAGUUGCAUUCUGUGUGUUUCUAGUGCUUCCUCAUACAGAAUAGUGUUUUCCGAACUCUGGUCUUCCAAGUAUUUAGGGCUUCAGCUCUCAGAAUUCCUGGUCAGUGGCCAAGACAGCUGAGACUGCUGGGUACUGAAGUCCAAAAGACCUGGAAGACUAGAGUUUUGGAAUAAUUGAUACAGAGGAUUUCUAAGUAUAGAAUCUACAUAUCUGGGUAGCACUGUUCAAUAAAAGGCGCAUGCCACCGAAGAACAAAAGGUAGAGAUUAGUGCUACAUAUUAAGUGAUGGAUCAAAUCAGCAUCCCCUCCAAUCUGGUUCUACCCAGAAUACCCGGAUGACACUCAUGUUGACCAAAAGUAUGCUACACCUUACUGUAUGUGAUAGAGAACCUGUGAACUCACAACAUUGUUCUGUUAAGCUAGCCCUGUAUGUAUUAGUUGUUGAGUAUGGGUGAUUUUAAAUCUGUAUUAUGGAAUACUUUAUAACCACUGACUGGCCAGAUCUCUCACAGAUCUCCAUUUCUUAUAUCAUCUUCCAAGUGUCAUAAGAUUUUUUGUGAAGAUUUUCUUCCUUUAGCUUUCAUCUUUACAUUAUUUAAUAACAAAGAAAAGGGGGUUUCGGGGCAUUUGUGCCCCUUAUGCAAUGUGUCCUUAAAGAGUCUUGAAUUGAACCUACCUAUGCUGCAAUGUUUCUGGCAUCAAGCAAAAAUGUUCACCCAGAGGUUUUAAUUUGCUGUGAACCUUUUAUUUCUUAUAAAACAUUUUAUUUGCUUUUUUAUUCUUUGUUAAAGAUUUUCCGUGCUUUAUUGUUUUAUUAUUUUGCUUUAUUGUGUUGUAAUAUAAUUGACUGUACACCACUCUGAAUUCCCAGUAGGAUGAAGGAUGGCAUAGAAAUGUUUUAAACUAACAAAGAAAUAAAUAAAAAAAUACCUGUGCAGAGCA